Pocillopora meandrina is the source of this 616-nucleotide messenger RNA. The record is from the annotation of a GenBank genome assembly. Lineage: Eukaryota; Metazoa; Cnidaria; Anthozoa; Scleractinia; Pocilloporidae.
AUGGAGUAUGAAAAGUUCAUUUUCAACAGAAGAACACCUGUUAAUCCUUUCACUCCCAGAUCUCAAAAGUAAUUCUCCUUACUGUCUGCCAUACAGUUCUCAUGAUGUUUGUGAGGAGAAUUUGGUUUUGAAUCAACUAAUAAUUGCCUGACUGAUAUAUUUCUUUAUUCUUAUCACUUGUCUUCUUGACAUUGUAUUGAUAUUGUAGAGAGAAAAUCUGUCUUGGUCACUCUUGGGAGUUAAAUGGUUAAGGUACUGCCCUGUGGACUUGUGGUGUCUAGAGAAUGUCCAAUUUUAGGUGCCACCCUGAAUGCACAAGUAUUUGACUUUGGCUGUGUUGAUUACUUUGGGAUAGCAGAAGUAAAAUGCCUGUACACCAAAUAUCGUGUUACACCACUUGAUGCUUGCACAGAUGCAAAGUUCUUCAUGGAACAGAUAGGUGCUUCUGAGUGUAAAUUGAAGGAGAAACCACCUGUACUAUGCCCAAGUCCAAGGACAUAUGGCAGUUGUGGGAGCAAGGUGGUGUGACAUUAUUGUUUUUACCAGCAAAGGAAUAUAUGUCCAACGCAUACUUUUUGACCCUGUUUUCCAGGCUGUACUAGUGCAGAAACUGCUU